This is a messenger RNA of Kalmanozyma brasiliensis GHG001, 1881 nucleotides long. Its product is annotated as Phosphoesterase domain protein. Gene Ontology annotation, molecular function: calmodulin binding; calmodulin-dependent protein phosphatase activity. The record is from RefSeq and is a predicted model, not a curated record. The transcript has a single exon. The coding region runs from base 1 to 1881 and encodes 626 amino acids. Gene Ontology annotation, cellular component: calcineurin complex; cytoplasm. Gene Ontology annotation, biological process: fungal-type cell wall organization; calcineurin-mediated signaling. Lineage: Eukaryota; Fungi; Basidiomycota; Ustilaginomycetes; Ustilaginales.
AUGUCGACGCCAGCUCAGUUUGAGAGGCAGCAAAGGCUGGUCAAGGCCAUCGACAAGAUGGUCAACAAGCCGGCUCCUCCCGAGAUCGACUUCACCGUUCACACCACCGACGACGGAACCCAGGUCAGCACCCAAGAGCGCGUCAUCAAGGACGUGCAGGCACCCGCCUUCCAAAAGCCCACCGACGAGCAGUUCUACAGCGCAAAGGACCCUUCCAAGCCCGACAUUGCUUUCCUCAAGAACCACUUCUACCGCGAGGGUCGUCUCACCGACGACCAGGCCCGCUUCAUUCUCACAAGAGCCACCGAGAUCCUGCGCCAGGAACCCAACUUGCUCGAAGUCGAUGCUCCUAUUACAGUAUGCGGUGACAUUCACGGCCAGUACUACGACCUCAUGAAGCUCUUCGAGGUCGGUGGCAAUCCUGCCGACACCCGAUACCUCUUCUUGGGCGACUAUGUCGACCGUGGCUACUUCUCGAUCGAGUGCGUUCUCUACCUGUGGGCGUUGAAGAUCUGGUACCCAGACACCCUCUUCCUUCUGCGCGGCAACCACGAAUGCCGUCACUUGACUGACUACUUCACCUUCAAGCUCGAGUGCAAGCAUAAGUACUCGGAGGAGAUCUACGACCUUUGCAUGGAGUCUUUCUGCACCCUUCCCCUCGCUGCUGUCAUGAACAAGCAGUUCCUCUGCAUCCACGGUGGCCUCUCUCCGGAGCUCCAGACCCUCGACGACCUUCGCAGCAUCGACCGCUUCCGCGAGCCGCCUACACACGGUCUCAUGUGCGACAUCCUCUGGGCCGACCCGCUGGAAGACUUUGGCUCGGAAAAGACCAACGAGAGCUUCAUUCACAACCACGUCCGUGGCUGCUCCUACUUCUUCACCUACACCGCCGCCUGCCAAUUCCUCGAACGCAACCAGCUUUUGUCUAUCAUCCGAGCGCACGAAGCGCAAGAUGCAGGAUACCGCAUGUACCGCAAGACCAAGACGACCGGCUUCCCUUCCGUCAUGACCAUCUUCUCGGCACCCAACUACCUCGACGUCUACAACAACAAGGCAGCUGUUCUCAAGUACGAGAACAAUGUCAUGAACAUCCGACAGUUCAACUGUACACCGCAUCCCUACUGGCUUCCCAACUUCAUGGACGUCUUCACUUGGAGUCUGCCGUUCGUGGGCGAAAAGAUCACCGACAUGCUCAUUGCCAUUCUCAAUGUCUGCAGCAAAGAGGAGCUCGAGGAGGAGGAGGAAGAGGACGAGAUCCCCCUCUCGCCUACCGAAGGCGGCGAGGAGGAGACGGCCGAGCGCAGGACCCUCAUCAAGAACAAGAUCCUCGCCGUCGGCCGCAUGUCUCGCGUUUUUGCGCUGCUACGAGAAGAGGCGGAACGAGUGUCGGAGCUUAAGUCGUCGCAGACGGCCAAGUUGCCAUACGGCACGCUCGUGCUCGGGUCAGAGGGCAUCAAGGACUCGAUUGUCAACUUCGACGAUGCGCGCAAGGUGGAUAUCGAGAACGAGCGUCUACCUCCUGACCUCAUCGAUGCCGACGAGGCAGGGCCGGCGUCGCCUGCGGACGGCCGCGUCUCGUCGCCUGCCUUCGAGGAGAUGACUACGCCUGGCAGCCCGGCAUCGCCGGCAACACCAAGCUCGCCCAUCUCGGGCGGCCACCGUCGCGGCCACUCGAGGACAAGCAGUCUCGGAACGACCAUGUCGAGUCCUUCCAACCGUCGCCGCUCGCUAGAGUCGACCGUCAGCAUGAUCCGAGAGGCACUCGAAGGGACCGACGCAGCGGACGACAAGCAUCUGGAGAAGCUGGCCAAUGACAUCGCCUCGCCAGUCUCGCCAAAGGCUACCGACUCGCCAGCGCAAUCUCGUUUCGCUAAGAAGUGA